Molecule: messenger RNA, 9606 nt
Organism: Lytechinus variegatus (green sea urchin)
Lineage: Eukaryota; Metazoa; Echinodermata; Echinoidea; Temnopleuroida; Toxopneustidae
Product: structural maintenance of chromosomes flexible hinge domain-containing protein 1-like
Exons: 43
Coding region: 20-6043 (2007 amino acids)
Biological process (GO): chromosome organization; double-strand break repair
Cellular component (GO): chromosome
Molecular function (GO): protein binding; ATP binding
Source: RefSeq, a predicted model, not a curated record
CUUUUGAAGUUGCAAAAACAUGGCGGCGACCAUGGCAAGUGAAAGUUCGAUGGAAGAAGAUUCGACUGUGUACGUGUUCGACCGUCGCAAGGGCUCAGAACCAGAACGAAAAAUCACCCUUGGAGGAGUCUUCAGCUUUGCUGAUUUUAAAGACUUAAUAAAGAAAGAAUUUGGUAUCCCAGAUAAUGGCAAGUUUGUCAUUGCUACCACCAACAGAGAAGAGAUCAAUACAGAUGAAGCUUAUGAAGAGCUGGUGGAGGAUGGAGACACUCUGUAUCUUCUUGUGCAUCUUAAACAGGCCUUGCUUGCCCCAACUCAAGAGAGGGUGGAGUACCAGCCUCACUUUGACACCCUUAUUAGGAGUGGAAUGUAUGAGUACUAUGCCAGUGAAGGACAGAAUCCAUUACCUUUUGCAAUAGCUGAACUGAUAGACAACUCUCUUGCAGCCACGAUGAAUAAUGAUGGACCCAGGUGCAUAGAAAUCAGAUUGUACCUGGAUGAAACGGGGGAUAAGAGCAUGGUCUGUGUCAUUGACAAUGGUAAGGGCAUGACAACCAGAGAACUCAACAACUGGGCCAUCUAUCGUCUCUCAAAAUUCAACCGAAAGAGGAGAAGACAUAGACAUCAAGAGAAUAACGGUGACGAAGACAGAGAGAUUCCAAAAUCUCUAAACAGUGACAUCUCAUACUUUGGAGUUGGAGGAAAGCAAGCAGUGUUUUUCAUUGGUGAUUCAACUAGGAUGAUCAGCAAACCUAAGGAUUCAAAGGAUGUUCAUGAGAUGACCGUAUCAAAAGACGAGUUUGAGAGGAGAGAGAAAUGCAAAGAAGACAUCUACAAGGGCAUCAUCCAUAACAGACAGCCUGGUGAGGGUAGUCAUGUGCCUCCUGAGGAUGAGAUCUUACACAGUCUGAUCAAGGAAGAGGAAGGCAAGGAGAACUUCACCCAUGUCGUUAUCACUAGUGUCAAAUCACAGCACAUCAAGUUCCUCAAGGAAGACUUCACUAGGUGGAGCAGGCAGCUAGCACACAUCUAUCACUACUACAUCCACGGACCAUCAGGCAAUCAGUCCCACCUGUCCAACUCCAUGUUUCGUACACCGAGCCCUUACAAGAACAUUGACAUUAGCAUCACCAUGUACAAGAAGGGCCAUACACCACGCCAGCUCAAUCUCAGAGACAUUGAAGAUGAUCAUCAGUCUAACUUCAUCAGGUCAUCCAAGGACACAUUUGAAUUCCGUGUAUUGGUUGAAGGAACUGGUCUGGUAGAGGGCGUGCUUCGUUAUCAUCCAUUUCUCUUUGACAGAGAGUCCUAUCCUGUGGACUAUGGUUUAGCUGUUCAGGAAGUUGACGACGAGAGUGAUUUCAACAGAGAUCGACCUGCGAGGGGUAGCAAAGCCAUCUUUGAGUGCUACUGGAAUGGAAGACUCAUUCCAUAUACACUUGUCCAAGACUUUGACUGGUGCAGCGUGCCAAAGAGGCGACUCAGCAUUCCUGUCGAGUGCUACAACAGGGUGUCUGGCGCCCUCUUUGCCAACAACAAAUUUGAGGUCAGCACAAACAAGCUGACCUUCAUUGACCUUGAGCUGAAGCUAAAAGAUAAGAGUGCUGUCUUUCAGAGAGUGGUAGGGGGUCAGCCCCAGAGAGUCAAGAUCGACAAACAGUUCACAGAGUGGCUGCAUGAGUGUCAUGAGAAUCUUGACAAACAGGUCUGUUUCAAAGACUAUGUGGGUAACAUCAUUAGGCAUGAACUACCCAAGAAACAGCAAGGACCUUGGGCUGUCUUUGAGACUGUGGAGUGGGACGGAAAGACAUAUUCCACAGGACAACAGGUACGAGUCUUGAGGACAAGUCCAAUUCUGCAUGGAUCGAUACAGCGCUUCAUGUUGUUUGGGGACUUUGAGAACGAGAUCCAGAAUGGGACAUUGUUUGCAACAGGAGGAGAAUUUGAAAUUGUACAGGAACCAAGGCUAUUGUACAAUGAAACCAAGAUUUACCCCCUAAGUAAACUGGACAGGACAGCGGAUGAGAGGCAGAUUAAGAAACACAUUGAUGAUGAAGAAGGAAAACUUCCAGGAGUUCUUGUCAUCUUCUGGCCUGAAGCGAAUGAGGUCCAUGCAGGAGAAAAACGACCAGCUGGGAAACUAAUAGGUGCAAUCAAAGCUGAGAUCCAUAAUAGGAAAGGUCAAUCCAUGUCGAGGCUUCCUGGAGCUCAGCAUAACUCUAAGAAACUCAUGGUGGAAAUGAAGAUCAUCUGGCAUUCCAACAGUGGUGACAAGGUGAUAGUAACCCACAUGAGUCAACAUCACAAGACAUGGGCAUUCUGGUUCAGGCAGAUGGACAUUGUAAGGAACCUUGGCCCCCAUACCCUGAUACUGCAGGCAGUCCUUGGGGAGGAAGGAGCCACUGACUUUGGAGGGCACCCACUACCAAGUCACAAGAUCAAGUUCACAAGUACAGAGGGUCCACCAAGCAAGUUCAGCAUUGAUAUCCUGGAUCCACCGUUCAGGGUAGAUGUCCCUUUCAACAUUCCUCUUCAGCUACAAGAUGAGUUCAACUAUCCAACCAAGCCAACGAACAACCUCAAACCAAUCCUUGAAGCAAGUGGCCUUGCUAUGAGCUAUGAGAAAACUGAAAUCAAGGGUAUGUCUUUGAUAGUGAAAGGAGUGAAGGCAUCGGGGGAUGUAGGAUCAGCCCAAGGAAAGAACUUCAAUCUAACCUUGAAGAUACCAGGACUGGAGAUCCCAACACAACAACUAAAGAUCAGAAUCUUGCCGGGUGAGCCACACAAGAUCAUUGUGCCAACAUUUGAAGAAACAGAUAAGCUUUGCAUAGAGAAUGGCAAAGUGCUUCCUAUAUCAGUAGAAAUCAGAGACGGAGCUGGUAACUUCUCGAUGCAUCCAAAACUCUUAGUACAGUGCAAGUUUCUUGGUGCUGUUGGAUUGCCUACAUACACAGCAGACUGCAGUAACUCAGGGAAGGCAACCCUUACCGGCAAUCCCAUCUUCAUCAAAAACAUCUCCAAGAAAUCACAGAAGAUCAACGCUAGAAUUGAAUUACCGCAUAUGAAAGGAGUCAGCAGUGUGGAGAAGGCUAUCGUGGUCACACCAAGCACCAGUGCGUGUAAGAUCAACGUGUUCUUCUGUCAACAUCAACACAUAAACGACCAAAAAAAGAAACCUGUCAAGAUGAAACCACAGGAAGAAAUUGAGUGGACGGCCGGAGAGAGUACAUCACAUAUUAGUUUUGCUCUGUUUGAUGAGGGUGACCACCACAUGAGGAUCACCAAGGAGUUAGCCAACAAGUUUAAAUUCAACUGGCUACCUUCUUUCGACCCCUCAAUCCUCAUGGAAGGGUACCUACCCCCGAUCAAGGUUCCUAAUACGGUAGGAGAUAAGACGUUCUGUCAGCUGAGACUCACCGAUGGAUCAGGCCUAGAGUUCUCCUUCUAUGUCAAACCACUCCCUGGUGAGGCAACGCAGAUUAAAUGUCAGAGCAAGGGAAGCAAGAAAGUGAAGCUAGGAGAGACCUUGGAUGGUGAGAUCGUCAUCCAUGUCACCGAUGCAUAUGGGAAUAGCAUGAAGAAGCUACCACAUGGAUCCUUGAGCAACCUGAGUGUGACGGCAGACGAUCUGGACACCAAGAUCCUGCAGAAGGCACUUCUUCCCAAUGUGGGAUUUGUCCUUCGGAAUGUCAAGUUUGAUGGGUCAGCGGUAGGGGUUAGGGAAGUCAUGGUGAAGUACAACGACUUUUCUGACCAUAUUAGGUUAGAAGUGCUUCCAGGGAAACCUGCCAAGCUACUUGUGAUCGGCUGGAUGCCAGAGGAGACACUGAUAGCAUAUGAUGGUGCUCAGAUCAACAAUCCAUUGGGCUUUCAAGUUUGUGAUGAAGCUGGUAAUCAUAUCUCUAAUGUCAAUUCAACUAUCUCUCUGCAAUAUGACAAGGCAUUGAAGGUAUCGUCUACUUCAUCAUUGACAGCAAGGCCAUUUGCUGAUGGUCAGGUUAGCUUUGGCAAGCUUACCUUAUCUGGUCCCUGUGGGAAGUAUACGCUUCAUGCGAAGAUGAACCUUGGAAGGUCUCCCCUCACGAGUUCUGGUCUCACGGUUCAACUCAAGCCAGAUCCAAAGAAGGCUCACAGGCUUCAGGUAGACUACAGGAAGGAAAGAGUCUACAUUGCUGGGAAUCGUUUCCCAGAUUUUGAUAUCUCUGUAAUUGCUGCUGAUGAGAGUACAAUGACCAACAUUGCUCACAAGAAGAUAUCAAUGAGGAUGUGGAAGUCAGCUACAAAGGAUCCACACACUGGUCCGCCACCAUCGAGGGCGCUAAUAACAGAAAUUGACAAACCCAGCAAUGAAGACAGGGAAGGUCAUUUUUACUGUAGGAGGAGAAAACUUCCAGUAGAGGCCAGCAUGCACUGGAUAAUAUUCCAAGCUUCAUUGGAUCAAGCUAUUUUCUACUCAGAACCAAUUGGGUUUGACAUCCAGCCUGGUCCUCCUAUCAAACUGAUCCCAGAGAUAGCCCCACCUACACCCACUGUCUCUAAUACACCACGCUCACACAGUAGAACUCUCAUCAAAGCUCUUAGACUACAGCUCGUGGAUGAUUUUGGAAAUUUGACCGGCAAAGACUUGGCGGGUAACAUUGAAGUCCACAUGAAGGGCAGCAAUGGAGCAGAGCUGCCCAAACUCCAAGGCAAUAAUAGUAUGAUGCAGUUUCCAUUGAAUAAAGGCAUUAGCUUCAUACAGAACAUCUCUAUCCAAGAGAAUACACCAGGCCAUGAUGGGAGUGAGUAUAAAUUACACUUCUCACUGAAGAGCAAUGGACCUGAAGUCAAGCCGUUCAUUCAACCAUUCCUCUUCUAUAACGAUGCUAAGAAACAGCAGAGGAUGUCACAGCUGUCGAAGGAGAGAGACACACUCAAGGCUUCUAUCAAGACAUACAAGGAAUUGUUUGAUGGGAAAAAACAGCUUCUGCAGAUGUUCAAAGAAUCUGCUGAGGAUGCUGCAAGGCACGAGGUCCAGUUACGUGGAGAAAUGAAGCAUUAUGGGGUCAGAGUCGCCCAGAUAGCAACGAGGAAAGGAGCAGAAGAAUAUAUGACAUCUACUCAAGAAAAGAUGGUUCAGUUGAGGAGUAAACCAAGGAGGCAGUGUGGGAUGCAACGGUAUGAGACACGCGAUGGCGAAAUACUCGGAAAGGUAGCACACUUGGCUGAAGUAGAGGAAGAGAAUGAUGCCUAUGUCUUAUCAUGGCACAUGGCAUCGGAUUUAGACUGUGUCCUCACCACCACAGUUGCUAAAGCUAAAGAGGUGUUUGCAAACACCAGAGGGCGCCAGCAGGUUCUUCCCAUCGAGUCCAUCUACAAAAAGGGCCUCACAGAGUGGGAUAAGCCUCUUCCUCACAAGAGAGUUCCUAUGAAGCAUGGUCAUACUCCACCAGGCAACCCGGUCUAUGCAAGACAUCUACUAAGGUUCACAGGACAUGAAGCAAACUGUAAAAUAGCCUUCAGUCUCUUGCUACAGGAUACCAUACUCUUAGAUACCCUAGAUGAUGCGACAGCAUACAGGCAAUCGAUCGUUAAGUACAUCCACUGCCCAACGCUGCUCACCCGUGAUGGUAAUCGUAUCCGUGGUAACGGAAAGUUCGGAGGACUUCAGAACCGAUGUCCAUCAGACCUAAGGGGAUGCGUCUUUGGAGAACCUCCUCCCAAGGAGCUGGAAUCUCUCGAGAAGCAGAUGGUAAUCCUGGAAAAGAUCAUACAUGCCAUAAAGAGCCGUGAGCAAGCUCAGGUUGAAUACAAGGUGCAGGAGGCGGCCCUAAGAUCAGCGGAUAUGGUUGCCAAGCAACGGGAUUGCCAGGAAGCCGAAGAACAGCUUGCUCUUGUCAAUCAAAAAAUCAAAAUGGCUGAAAGUUCUACUACAGAUCGUUCCCCAAUUCCUUUGUCUACCACAUCUUCCAACUCAAGAGGGCAGGCUACAGCAAGAGGGACAACGAGAAGACCGGCGCCCUCUGUACCGGAAAGUCCUCGAACCAAACGGAGAAAACCCUAAUGGUACUACCCGCCUUCCACUGUGAUGUGUGUGCUGCAUUGUCUCCCCCCCUUCAUCUCCAUUCCACACUGCCAACCAAGGUUUGUAUGUAAAUAGACUAUUUUAAUGUUGUUUUUGUCUUCUGUGCUCUUGUUUGCAUGGGAAAAAGUUUUGCUAAUGAAUAGAACAAGGAGGUCAAAUUGUAUAUUCUUAUUUUGUAUAUUUUAUCAACUAUAGUAAACUUUGAAUAGACGAAUAUGUUGAAUGUUUUGGCAAUUAAUGCUUUUAGAAACCAGUCGACAAGUAUGUCUAUAUACACACAGUGACAUCCAGCUGUGUAAAGUCAUAGGGUGAUUUGGAUCCUCAUUGCUAUUUCAUGGAAUAUAUUCCAUGAACAAGAAGAUGAGUGAACACCUACUUCAUGAAAAAUACUACUGACUUGAUUUGGGUCAAUAUCUGUGAGGUAACCGCAUAAUUGAAUAUCUUUCUGGAUCUUGACCAGAGCCUAUGCAGGGCUGGUAAAGAGUAUGUCCGCCACAUUCAAACUUCUUCUGUCACUACAUUUGUUUUUUAUUUCAAGCUUUUUGUGGACUUAAUUCAUUUAUACUUCUGCUGAACAGCCUGUUCUACUUUGAUCUCCAGGGAAGUCUGUGGUUCCUUCUCAAUUUUUGUACAUGAACCACAGAUACUUCUGCAUUAAGGUUUCAAAUUAGAAACAUGACCAUUGCUUUUAAAGAAACCUCUCACAUGUGUUUUUUUUUUUCAUUUACUAGUAAUCUACAUGAUAUAUGAUCUCUGCUUAAGUGUACCACAUUUUUUUGUUUUAAAAAAGAAAAAAAUUAUGCCAUUCUUACCUCAUUCCUUUCCCUGUUCUAUAUACAUAUGAUAAUAAGCGCCAUUGUUUUGUCUAUUUGUCUUCUGUCUCUAUCUAUCUAUCUAUCUAUCUGUCUGUCUGUCUGUCUGUCUGUCUGUCUGUCUGUCUCAGUCUCUUUCAGUCUGUCUGUCUGUCUCAGUCUCUUUCUGUCUGUCUGUCUCAGUCUCUUUAUCCAUUUUUUAGACUCUUUGUCUCCCUCUCUCUCUAUCCUUUUCUCUGUGAUCCACCUUCUGUGUAUAGCUGCACAUGAUGAUGUUAAUGUGUGUGCAUAUAAAUCUCAUUUCUUAUGUACUCUAAUGCUUGCAUGGUUUCAUAUUUUAAAAUAUAAUUGGCAUGAACGUAGGACGAGACGGAAUUGACAGUGCCUUAUCUGUGUAAAUAUGACAGUAAAAGAUUUUUAUUGGAAUAACCAGCAACAUGACAAGGAUGUUAACAAUGAGAGAGAGAGAGCAAGAGAAAAGAGUCAUGAACUUAUUGUCAGUCUUAUCAUCCUGUGCGUAGAUGUUAUAAUGUGGAAAAAGGAACCAUAUAUGCUUAUAUGCAUGCUUGAUCUGUAAUGAAAUCAUAAGUCAGAAUUUUUUUCUUCUGAUUUAUGAUUUCAUUACAGAUCGAGCAUGCGAUUGUAAACACAUAGGAGUAAUGCUGGAAAAUUUGUUUACAAAUUAUAAUUUCUCCUAUUAAAUCCUCUUUAUUUACUACAUAUAUGUUGUUAUUAUUUGCACUUUUGACUUUUGUUUGCUACAUACAGUCACAUUUUUUUUUAGAUGAUAGGGAGAAUAGUGUUUGUCAGUUUUAUUUAAUUUUGUUGUAUAUUAAAAAAAAAGUGUAUUAAUGUGAAGUACAAUUGUGAUUUCUUGGUAGGGUAAAUUCCCUUCGAUAUGGAAUAAUUUUCUUUAUGAAAUUAACUUGUAAAAUAAAAUGUAGUAAGUCAAUGACAUUACUUUAUUUACGUGUAGAGUAAAUUUAAAAUGCACAUCCAUCAUUUUCUCUUUGUAUUCACUAGAAUGUUUGAUGAUAUUACUGAAAGCUGUUAACAUCUGAUGAUUCAAUGAUUCUUGUAACUGUAUUAAUUUCUCUUCCAUAACAGAUUAAUGCAAAUACAUAACAGAGCCAGUACACAGCAAUUAUACAUUCUUUCAAGCACCAAUGCCUGAAUGAAUUAUAUGAAUAAAUAUAAAUCUAUGUAAAUACAAUCUCAAUGUUAUUAAUUACUAAGUUGAUGAAAAGUGUUAAAGUAUACUAGUUUGAGAAGUCUUUGUUGAAUACUUUUUCUGACAAGGAUCACAUUAUGAUGUUAUCAGUUGUUCAUCUAUUCUAACCUGAAGAAGAUAAAUUUUGUCAUAAGGAUAAUGGUACAGUUUUAAGUGUAUGCAACAUUGCUAUUUUUUAAUUACAUUGGCCAGUAAAAGAACCAAAUCAGUAUUUGUUUUAUUUUUAGUUUUGCUAAGCGCCAUGGGGUACCAGAUACCCAUUAACACUGGAUGCCCAUGUGCCUUUAAAGUAGAUGCUGUGUUUAUAUCUCACUUAUUAUGCCUUGAUGUAUUUGUUGAAACAAUAUUCUCUGUCAACUGCUGUGUUUUUUAGUUACAUUUCCCACUAGUCUGCAUGACUAGGAUGUAAUGAUCAAUAACUAUCAUCUUUGAGAUUCGAUCAAUUUCUGUGUUGCUAUCUUUCCAUAAUUACAUGUUAUGACUAUCAUAGAGAUUUAGAUUUCAUGAAGUCGGAUGUUGCUGAUACUUGGUACCAGGUACUAUACCAUAACGUUGAUUAAUGUAAUAAAAAAGAUGAAUUAUUCAAGUGAUAAAGAAUAAGAAUAUAUCCACUGGAUAAAAAAUGAAAUAAAGGUACAGUAUUCUGAAGUUUUUGUUGCUUCAAGGAGCAAACCAGACUAUGUGCAAAUUGUCUGAUGAUAUCACAUGAUCACUCUGUCACAUGAAGUAUGGAGUAUGCAUUUUUUUCUGCUCCGAAAAUGUAAAAUACAGUUGAUAAAAUUUAUAGCUCAUGAUGGAGCCCCUGUCAUUAAAUAGCUAAAGGCCACCGCACACCUUACAACUGUUCGCGAUUUGUUUUUAGAACAAAUCGCACUUUGAUGAAUGGAACAUAUCAUUUCAUUUGAGGUUAAAAUUAAUUGAAAGAAUAUUAAUAUAACCAUUUUGAAAGAUUGCAAACCUUUAUUUUGGAGUAAAGCCAAAUUAAUUUUAAAUCGUAGCCAAUCGUACGACUGCUAUCACGUCAUUACGUCUAGAUAUUAAAUUAGCUUUUAUUCUAAGAAGGAUAGCAUAGUCACAGAUUGGAACAUAGGUAUUCGUACGAUGAUUUCGAACAUUACACAGUAAGAUAUUCCAAGUCUCAAUAUUAGCUUCAAAUUCUACAUUUUAUUCUGAAAUCAGGUCGCCUUAAGAUUGUCAGUACUGUAACUUAUUGUGACACAAAGGAGAGAUUGUUCAUGCACACCUUUUUUUUUUGUAAGAGGAAAUAUUCAGAUUUUCUGUAAUAAAUCUUAAAAGAAAUGAAAUCUCUUUUGAUGUAAGAAUUCACUUACUCACAUGCAACCUUUUUGUCACCAUUAAACUUAGUAUUGCAAACUUUAUUGUAUUGUAAAGAUUUCAAGUAUUAUUGUUAAGAUUUAUCCUUACUCUCAUCAAAUUGAUUACCGGAAAAUUAAAAUGUAAGGCUUGCAGAUCAAUUUUAUUUCCUUAGAAUCAGUCAA